CAUGACGUUGACGGUCCAACUGAAUCAAUUAGCGACUCCUCGCCUCGCUGGCGCGGUUUGACGGUUGGUGCUUGCCUGGCUUUUCCUCUCCCGUCCUCUCGCAACGCUCACUCUACUGCCCUACGGCCUUGCAUUUCUCUCCUCUCGUUCUCUCCCGCGCGCGCACUUGAGCUGGCACUCGCACCCGCACUCGCAACCGCACUCACACUUACUCGCAACGGCCGUUCGGCAACGGUCGGAAAUGGCCUCUCUCCUGUCUCGCCUCAGCCCGGUCCCGACGUUUCCCGACUAUGCAGGGCCUUACAAGGUUGGCACUGUAGACAUCGAGAUACCCGUGUCUGAGCUUGACUCGCCAAGUCCUAAGCCGAAGGGUGCCGCCGAUAUUCAUACCGUUCAAUUCCGGAUAUACUACCCCGCCGUCCCCGAAUCUAACGGCAAGCCCAUCGCCUGGCUGCCGGCGCCCCAGCGUCUGCAUGUAGCCGCAUACGCACAAUUCCUAGGAAUUAAGCCUGUUGUGGCCUCUCUUCUCUCGUUUCUGCCUCGAUAUCUCCACUAUGUUACCAUCCCUGUCCAUAGCGGCGCAACUCUCCUCUCGCCCCCAAAAGAGCAACCAGCACAAACAGGAUGGCCGACCGUCGUCUUCUCGCAUGGGCUUGGAGGAAACCGGAAUACGUACAGCUACCUAAUGUGCUCGUUAGCUUCUCACGGAGCUGUAGUCAUGUGUCCAGAGCACCGCGACGGUAGCGCCGCUGUUUCCCUGAUCCGCGAUCCCAACAACCCGAACAGCCGGCAAGUGGUACCAUAUGUCCGCAUUCCUCACGCGCAGACGAAUGAGGUCUGGGAAGCGCGCGACAGGCAGCUGCGCAUUCGGCUCUGGGAGCUAGGUCUGGGCCUGGAGGCUCUCUUGGCUAUCGACCGUGGUGAGGAGCGCAUCGUUAAGGCCAACCUGAACACCUCUAGGUCAGGAGCGUCAUUGUUGCAGUUUGCCGGCAUGCUGGACGUCCAAGAGCCCGGGAAGAUAAUCUUUGCAGGCCAUUCAUUUGGUGCCGCGACCAUGGUCCAGCUACUGAAGAGCAGCUACUACGCCGACCUCCCAGAAGUGGCAGCCAUGCGCGAUCCUCUCUUUGUCCCAAAGACGGACUCGGCAAUCCGCAGGCAGGUGACAGAGCAGAGCCUGUCCAUCCUCCUCGACAUGUGGUGCUUUCCGAUCCUCUCGGCGUCGAGCUCGGCCCUAUACAAGCUACCUUUGCCUACCUACUCCGACACUGGUUCGGCCGUCGGCGGCGCCGGCGUGCUUGCGAUCGAGUCUGAUUCCUUCUUCAAGUGGAAGGAGCAUCUUCACGCGAUGGCGCGCAUCUUGUCGCCAAACCCGUCAGAAAAGGUGGUCUCGCCCGCCGCCUUCGAGCGACCAAAUUCGGGGGUCAGGCUCGGCGAGCCGAACUUUUUUUGCGCCCUAAACAGCGCGCAUUUGAGCCAGAGCGACUUUGGGAUUCUGUUCCCCUGGUUGACCAAGAAGGCCUUUGGUGCCGAUAACCCAGAUCGCAUCCUCCAUCUGAACCUUCGGGCGCUUCUGCAGUUCCUGCGCACCAACGGUGUUUCGGUGGCGCCAACGGCGGCGGCAACGAAUCUUGAAGAAAACGACUUUGACGAGGCGAAGCAGGAUCUGACAGACGACAGCAGCGACACCCGCGUCGACGACGACGACGACGAGGCUAUCUUCGACCGGAGCGAGAGCAAGGGGCCUGUCGAGAACUGGGCGUGGAUCAAUGUCGUAGGCAUGGGAGCCGAGUCGUCUCCAAGCGAGCUGGAAAUGUUCCCGCCCGAACACGGCGAUCACGCGAACAGCAGUAAGGGCGUGCAGGCCGAGGAUGGCGAUGCUGACAAGAAGAUGGAGAGCGAGAUUGACCCCUCACUCGAGCUUGCGACAGGCGUUACGAACGAAUCUUAGUCAUGGCUGGGGAGCGAUCAGUCGGCCUGAAACACUUGCUGUUUACACAGGUUUUUGGGAUGAGGGUCUCCCUUUCUAGAUGCGAGACAUCUCAGAGAGGGGGAUUUCUUAGUGCGUGUCCCGGCCAGGAGUCAACUGCUGGGACUAUGACAUUGGACUGGGG
Messenger RNA from Lasiosphaeria miniovina, 2111 nucleotides. RefSeq names its product phospholipase A2. Gene Ontology annotation, molecular function: 1-alkyl-2-acetylglycerophosphocholine esterase activity. The record is from RefSeq and is a predicted model, not a curated record. Lineage: Eukaryota; Fungi; Ascomycota; Sordariomycetes; Sordariales; Lasiosphaeriaceae. The transcript has 2 exons. Bases 242 to 1948 code for a protein of 568 amino acids.